CUCUUCUUGGCAGAGUCCUGGGCAAUAUUGGGCGCUGCUUGGCUAUUGUAUUCAUUCCCAUCGCAGCGCAGAUGCCUGCGGCCCUGUGUCUUUACUGGACGACAAGCGCCGUCUUUACACUUGCACAGAAUCUGGUCUUGAACCAGAUAUGGCCCGUCGAUAGAUAGCGUAGUACGAUCGUAGGUGACAUCAAAACGCGACGACAUUUUUUUGUGUCAAUAAUCAACGAUCCUCCCUGCAAUGAAGGAUGUCGUCUGAUUGGAUCUUCGAUCAGCCGCCGCCAGCGCCGCAGGUCGAUGCAAGUGCCAGAUCUGCGUUACCAAAUCGUGGCAGAGGGCGGGGACGCGGACGAGGACGAGGCGGCCGUGGAGCAGGUCAUACAUCGCAAGGCUCGGGGCUAGGCAGGCUGCCUCCUGCUUGGGCGCCGUCACUCAGUCCCGCAGCUGUGGGAUCUGCUGCCGCCAUCUCCAAGUACUAUCCGGCUGCGCCAGUGACGACGACGCCAGAGCAGCUACUUGCAUCACUCGAACCAAAGCGUCACGCGCAAGGACAUGCGUCAGAAGUCGCUGCAUUGCCCAGUACAUCGGUGCAGCACACUGCUUCAGUCAAUACGCCUGCUCCUCGUCUAGCUAUCAGCAAGAGCGCAGCAGUCAUUGCACCCUCAGGCGCCCGCAUCUCGCUCGACACGCCCGAAGAGCUUGCUGCAUGGAUCGCUGAGCGUAAACGAAGGUGGCCAUCCGAUGCAAAUGUACAAGCAAAGCGUGCACUUGAGCAGUCUAGGGAUAACGGACAGGCUCUGCAGCCGCCAAGCAAAAGGCAAAAGGUGAAGCCCAGUUCAGUCGAUGCAGCUCUGGUAGGGUUGGCAGAUGUUGAAGAGGGUGAAGCAGGCUCAGCCAAGGCAUCCAGCGACGAGAGUAGCGACGAUACCAGUGACAGCAGCAGCGACAGUAAUAGCAGCAGCGAUGAUAACAGUAACGAAAGUGGGCCUGAGACCCUGUCUGUUACUGUUCCCGCUAUACCUGAACGAGCUCAAGCACGUCCGUUGUGCAAGUACUUUCAGCGUGGACGCUGCUCACGCGGUGCCGACUGCCUCUUCUCGCAUGAUGCUCAUGCCAAAGCGAAGCAAGACGAGAUGAGGCGUCAGAGGCAGGAGCAACAGCAGCUACGCGGUGCUGGAGGAAAAGGCCAACGUCCUGGACAUGCUGGCAAGCAGGAUGCAUACAAAUGGCGCACACGAAAGCCGCUGAUUGAGCUGCUGAUGGAGCGCGAGCAGGCGGAAGAGGCACCGGCAGAUGUAGCUGUAGCUGGACCUCAGGGAUGAAGGGUGGAAAUAGCCUGCGUACACUCGCGCUAUGAAGAUUUGAACCACUGCUUGGCACUCUCGCUCCACUCCGUCACCUUCUCUCCUGCCACGCCAGUCAUCUGCGUGACGCCUUUGCUUGUUGCAUCCCAUAGCUCAGUUGCCUUUUCUGCAGCGGUCUUGUCUGUUCCAUCGUCGUAGUCUGUGCCGCCGCCGUCGUGGACUGCGCUCUGCCUGUAGCCUGAUGGAUGCUCAUGUGCUUGUUGGAUAGGUGCGACAGGCUGGAUGAACUGCUGCUGCAGUGGCUGUUAUGCUGGUUGUUGUACUGGCUGUGGUCU
Molecule: messenger RNA, 1638 nt
Organism: Protomyces lactucae-debilis
Lineage: Eukaryota; Fungi; Ascomycota; Taphrinomycetes; Taphrinales; Protomycetaceae
Exons: 1
Coding region: 248-1321 (357 amino acids)
Biological process (GO): box C/D snoRNP assembly
Cellular component (GO): nucleus
Molecular function (GO): RNA binding; metal ion binding
Source: RefSeq, a predicted model, not a curated record